CGUCCACCGCGCGGCAAACUCAGAUUUCAGAGUUAUCCCGCCAGUUAUCUUACCCGCUCUCCCUCCCAGUCCUCAACGCAAAUCACACUCUUUCAUUCGUCUUCCAAGGAGUUAGUCAAAUCUCAAAGUUCCCCACUUCAUUUCCUUUGAUUCUUUCACUUAAUUAUUGUGAAAACCUUUUUUACUUCUGGUACAUCUCAUCUAUGUGCUUGCCGACGAGGAUGCGUUUGGUUGUUUCCGAUUUGGCUGUUUUCUUCUAUUUUGGAAACACUUUUCAUCGUUGAAUAAACGUUUUGCACCGGCAGCUGGGAAGCAUCACAACACUCUGCGAUUCUUUGAAAAUAAAGGAGUUGCCAUGGAUACAGUUUAUUACCAUCGCCUAACGGGUGCCUUUCAGCCGGUUGGGACUUCAAGCACCAGCCAGACAAAUUCCACUGUCGAAUGCUAUGGAAAUGUCGCCAAAAACGACCCCACAUUCCCCAUGAGUCUACACCGAUCCGGUGCAUUCGUCACCCACCAGGCCAGCUCAUCGUCAUCGCCGAGUUGCCCGGGAAGCUUGAGCGUGGAGGCGAUGGUGAACAAAGCCGGUUGCUUUGGGCCGUCAAGGGAAGAUAGCAAGCUCUACCCGAUGACUCUCCAGCAUUACGGCGAGUGCAUCCCCACGACUACGGCUCGCAUCAUCACCUCAGACGGAGUCUCGGAACCCCCGACGCUUUCGUCGUAUAGAGACGAAUCAGCUGCAGAUAGCCCGCCAUCGCGACUGAGCAGCCGCAGCGUUCAGACGGAAGACGUUGCCGAUGACGAAACGACAAAAGAUGAUAAGGAGAAGAAAGAGAUCGAUGACGAUAAACCAGACCCAUCGCAGAAGCCGCCAUUUUCUUACGUCGCGCUCAUUGCCAUGGCAAUCAAAGAUUCACCCGAGCGGAAAUUGACCCUGAGUCAAAUAUAUCAGUACAUCAUCAAUAAGUUUUCCUAUUACGAGAAGAACAAAAAGGGCUGGCAGAAUUCGAUCCGACAUAACCUCAGCCUCAACGAAUGCUUCUUGAAGAUAGCACGAGAAGGAGGAGGUGGCGAGAAGAAGGGGAAUUACUGGACACUCGAUCCCGCCUACGAUGACAUGUUCGAAAAAGGAAACUACCGACGCCGACGUCGCCUCCGUCGACCGCACCGUCCUAUCGCGAUCAUCGAUCGCUCUUACAUGUCGACCGACGGCGGCUUUCCGUCCUAUCCGCGGUGCAUCCAGUACGGCAGUAGCUGGGGCAUGUGCCCCCCUACGCCAUCCGCCGUCCCGACCACCCAUCAAUUCCAGCCGCAAUACCCCAGCGGUCCUUGCCAGCUGAGCCCCUCACCCACACCGUCACCCAGGGGUCUCAUGCCGUCGUCACUGACCUCGCAGUACUCUCCGAGUUCGUAUACCCAGUUUACGCCCUGUACGCUCUCGACUUCGCCCAACUCCGGGUAUCUUUCGUCGGUGGGGUUGUCGCAGAACUCGUCAAUCUCCAGCUCAAGUGCCGGCUAUGAGGAAGGCGAGCUCGGGAUGGUAGCCGUUGGCAGCGGGUGUGGUACGUGGCAUGUCUAAUACUAGCAGGAUAAAACCUCAGAAGUUAAAUAGUCCCAACUCUUUAUGAUGUUACGUAACGUAAACUUGAAGUUGAUCGGGAAUUUUAGAUGUUGAAAUUAAACACUAAAAGUAAUUUCCCUUAUCCUUUUGAGCUAAAAGAAAAAGGAAGAAAUUGAAACGCAAUGGAAAUGAGUUGGCAGAUCUAGAACACAGGGCCUGUCGUAACUUUCUUAAACACAAAAAUAAUGAAGAUAAAAAUGGCAGAACUUUUAAAUCUUAUAUAUAGAAAAUUGAUAAACCGAGUAACAAACUAUUCCAUGAUAAAUAAUGUGAUUUAUUUGAUUCUAAAUGCAUGUUCAUAAUUAUAUUUUAAUCAAGCAGACAUUGUUUGAAUCUUUUAAUGUUAAACUUUUGUUUGCGCAUUUGUUGAAAAACAAGAAACAGGAGAAUAGAUCCACGAAUAGCCGAAAGAAGGUGUUUGUUGGAAUGCAUAUAAUUGAAAUGCUUUAUAACCUAAAAUGACAGUUUGGCUUCUAAAAUAGUCUUAUAUUAUGAAACAUAUCCAACACAAAAAAUGAAAAAGAUCAGAAAACACAAGCAUCAUUCUUCUGUUCGUAAUCAAACCUUUGUCACUUAUUUCUAAGUACAGUCGCAGAUAUUUGUCAUGUAUGAGUUUAGUUGUCCAACGACAGUCUCUUGACUUUCUCCAUCAAGUUGGAUUAGAUGUAUUAUUUCAUGCUUUCCUUUUUAACAUUUUCAUUUAUCUUGCGUUUUAAGGUCUAGUUUUCUCUUUCUGAUGCAUAUGCAUGUCUCGUUUCAGUAAUUACGUUCCUCCCCUUUUAAUAUUUCUUGCGCAAUAUUUUUCUUCCUAUAUUUUUUCGUUUCUCUAUCCAUCAUGUACUCCUUCGCCGUCAUCUUUUAUUUCGUCACCUUCUUUAUUCGUUUAUCAUCUAUUUUCUCCAUGUUUUAUAGGCAUCUUUCGUUUAUCAUGUUUAUGCCUUUCGAUCAUCAUCAUGUUGCUACUACUUUUUUUGACAACCUGCAAGUGUUAAUUUCUAAGUUUAGUUAUCAAGUAUUUUGCCAGCAUAUUCAACAGUUGGUUUGUCA
This is a messenger RNA of Lytechinus variegatus (green sea urchin), 2668 nucleotides long. RefSeq names its product forkhead box protein E3-like. Lineage: Eukaryota; Metazoa; Echinodermata; Echinoidea; Temnopleuroida; Toxopneustidae. The coding region runs from base 356 to 1579 and encodes 407 amino acids. The transcript is spliced from 2 exons. The record is from RefSeq and is a predicted model, not a curated record. Gene Ontology annotation, biological process: cell differentiation; anatomical structure morphogenesis; regulation of transcription by RNA polymerase II. Gene Ontology annotation, molecular function: DNA-binding transcription factor activity, RNA polymerase II-specific; RNA polymerase II cis-regulatory region sequence-specific DNA binding.